AUGGGCGUCUCUACCAAACUGGCCGGGGAUAUUCAGGAGGUGGAUGUGAUCAUUGCUGGCGGUGGCACGGCGGCAUGUGUGGUGGCCGGUAGGUUAGCUGAGGCCGAUCCAAACCCCAGCAAUCGCCAAAACCUCAUUGACGCUAAAGAUGACAUCUUGGGCUGGAAUUCCAUCGACAUCUCGUCCGUCUAA
Molecule: messenger RNA, 192 nt
Organism: Ilyonectria robusta
Lineage: Eukaryota; Fungi; Ascomycota; Sordariomycetes; Hypocreales; Nectriaceae
Exons: 2
Coding region: 1-192 (63 amino acids)
Source: RefSeq, a predicted model, not a curated record